This is a messenger RNA of Rhinichthys klamathensis goyatoka, 1677 nucleotides long. Its product is annotated as B-cell receptor CD22-like. The record is from RefSeq and is a predicted model, not a curated record. Bases 1 to 1446 code for a protein of 481 amino acids. Lineage: Eukaryota; Metazoa; Chordata; Actinopteri; Cypriniformes; Leuciscidae. The transcript has 10 exons.
AUGGCUGCUCCUCUUCCUCUAGUGUUUCUGCUCAUGAUUCACGGAGUUUGUAGCCAAUGGGGUGGUUGGGGUGUGAGUUACAGUCCUUCACACAUCUGUGCACUAAAGGACUCAACAGUGAUAAUGAGAUGCACUUAUACAUACCCUACUGGAUAUCAGAUCAUGAAAGUGUUCUGGACCAAAACACUGGUAAUAGAUCAUGGAGAGUUUCCAGAUCUGUCUAAUGACCCUGAAUACAGUCAGAGGCUUCAGUAUCUGGGAGAUAAACAGCAGAACUGCACCGUCAGACUGAGUCAUGUGACACUGAAGGAUUCACACAUGUACUAUUUCAGAUUCAUCACUGAUAAAGACAAAUGGACUGGUUAUCCAGGAGUGACUCUUAAUGUCACAGAUCUUCAGGUGGAGUCUCCUGAGAGAGUGACAGAGGGAGAUUCAGUCAGUCUGACAUGUAAAAGCAGCUGCGCUCUGACUGACAGAGCAACAUUCAUCUGGUACAGAAACUCACAGCCAUUAACUGAGAGAAGAGACAGAAACAAUGAACUCCUGCUGCAGUCAGUCAGAAGAGAGGAUUCAGGCAGAUAUAGCUGUGCUGUAGACGGACACACUCACGUCUCUCCUGAUGUCCAGCUCAAUGUCAUGUAUUCUCCCAGGAGCGUCUCAGUGUCCAUCAGUCCAUCUGGUGUAAUAGUGGAGGGAGAUUCAGUGACUCUGAACUGCAUCAGUGACUCAAACCCUCCUGCAGAAAUCCGCUGGUUUAAAGGAGGAACGAUUGUAGGAUCUGGAAGAAUCUUCAACAUCUCAAAGAUCAGCUCUGAAGACAGUGGAGAAUACAAGUGCAAGUCCAUCAAUAAACAUGGAGAGAAAUACUCUGAUGCUGUGACUUUAAACGUCAUGUACCCUCCCAGGAGCGUCUCAGUGUCCAUCAUUCAGUCUGGUCAGAUUUGGCUGGGAGAUUCAGUGACUCUGAACUGCACCAGUGACUCAAACCCUCCUGCUCUGAACUUCAGCUGGUUUAAGGAGAAUGAAACCUCAGCUGUUGGAUCUGGACAGAGUUUCAGUGCACUACAGAGUGGACGCUUCUACUGUCAGGCUCACAAUCAACAUGGAUCUCAGAGAUCAGACGCUGUAACUGUCACAGUUGGUCGUACUGCUGGUUGGCUCGUCUGGUUGGGGAUCACAGUAGCAUGUGUAGGAAUAUUCAUCAUCAUCAUCAUCGUAUUGUAUAAAAUUCAGAAGAAAAGGAUAAACUGUAGAUCUGCAAUACACGAGUAUGAGAACGAUCCUAGAACUGAUCCCAGUGAAGGCACAUAUACAUCUCUUGAGCUCAACACCAGAUCAUCUGACCUGUACAACACACUCACAACUGUACAACCCAGACCUGCUGUUCACCAGUCGGGCUCUUCUGAAUAUGAGAAUGUGUCACCACACAGCAAUACGCCACGGUAAAAUGAAGCACAUUUAAAACUUUACUCAACUUUUGUGGCAUCGCUGGACACGCCCACAUCACAACUACCAAUAAAAAUGAGCAACUUUAUCUGUGAACGCCACUAGAGUUUCUGUUCUGUAGUGAAGUAAUGUUUAUAGGUUUUGUAAAAUAAAGUAAUGGAUUAUGUUCAUGUGUGACCUCAGUGUGUGAUGAAUGAACAGUAUUAUAAUCAAUAAACAUGUUUUCCACUA